This is a messenger RNA of Armigeres subalbatus, 2003 nucleotides long. RefSeq names its product retinol dehydrogenase 12-like. The record is from RefSeq and is a predicted model, not a curated record. The transcript has 5 exons. The coding region runs from base 870 to 1847 and encodes 325 amino acids. Lineage: Eukaryota; Metazoa; Arthropoda; Insecta; Diptera; Culicidae.
GUCAGCAUGAAAAACAAGCGUCGCAUGAACAUCUGAACGAUCUGAUCGAUGGAUAUCAGCGUCGGGCAGCCAAGCUCAUUCGUAUGAUCGCGCUCGCCGUGCUUACAUCGGAUUCGGUUACUUGGGAACGCACGUUGGGGAAGAGUUGUGUUAUUGAGGGUGUUUUUCCGGCGAGGAUUGAAAAAAAAGUGAUUAGUUGUGGUUAGUUAGUGCCCAUAAAGCGGAACGCAUAGUUGACAAAUGAUCUCUUAAUAGCCGGCUGGAAUUUUGGCAAUUCGAGUAGUGGAACAACAAAAACUGUUUUCUACUGAUCAUGCAGUAACGAAGUGCAUCUACAGGUGUGCUAGCCGGAGAACAAUGCUACUGAUCCGGUGAAAUUCCCAUGAUCCAAGAUCAAAUCGAAAGAUAAGAAGCGUAAUUCGAACCCGAGAAUCAAUUAGCGGCCGAGUGCAUCGAGUGUGCGUAAGUUUUUAGAGAUCACUUCCUGUUUUGAAGUAUCGACUCAAGACUGUUCUUGAACCACCCGAAACCUCGCUCCCAUCUAAUCCUACGUAACCGCUAAUGACCUUGCGCUCGAUGGAUGAAUAUUGCCAAAACAGCAAAGUGAACGUAAUUAAUUUUUGCAAGUGAGUGGCCCCAAAAGCGCAAAAGAAGAAGCGAGAAUAUAAAUAAUCUUGUGAAGCCAUUCGUCGUGCGGUGCCAUCGGCAGAUCGUGCGCCGCCAAAUUAUGAUCGAUUGUUACACCUUGCUGCUAGUGCUGGUUGGAUAAUCGCUGUGUAAAAAUUUUGCCAAACAGUCAUCCAGCAUCCACCUCCACCGAGUGUCCCUGCUUGCAUGGAGCUGCGCUGAGAAGCGGAGAAGGAAUCGACAUGUCCCAGAAGUCGGACGACUCGUUCAUGAUUUCCAGUAUCUGCCUUGCCUCGGCGAUACUCAUCUUUGCGUUCGUGUACUUCCUAAGGAAAUUCUUCCAAGGAGGCCAAUUCAAAAAUAAGGACAUUCGACUGGACGCUAAAGUCGUGAUCAUAACCGGCGCUAACUCCGGUAUAGGAAAAGAGGCUGCUAUAGAAUGUGCCAAACGGGGAGCCCGCGUCUACAUGGGCUGCCGAGAUGCAAACCGCAUGGAAAAAGCCCGCCAGGAAAUUCUGGACAAAUCCGGCAGUCAGAACGUGUUCGGUUUGGAGUUGGAUCUAGCUUCGUUCGAUUCCAUUAGACAUUUUGUGCGAACAUUUCUGAGCAUGGAGCGACGGUUGCAUGUGCUCAUCAACAAUGCCGGAGUGAUGGCCUGCCCUAAAGAGUACACCAAGGAAGGAUUUGAAAUGCACUUUGGCGUAAACCAUUUAGGACAUUUUCUGCUAACGAAUUUACUGUUGGAUGUGUUGAAACGAUCGGCGCCUAGCCGAAUUGUAACGGUAUCGAGUAUGGCUCACAAGUGGGGUCGAAUAGAUAAGGAUGAUAUCAAUAGCGAGAAAGGGUAUCGGGAAUGGGACGCUUUCAUGCAGAGCAAACUGUGUAAUAUUUUGUUUUCACGGCAUCUGGCGAAGAGAUUACGGGGGACUGGAAUCCAUACGUUUUGCCUUCACCCGGGGACAAUCAACACGGAACUGACGAGAUAUUUGAAUCGAUGCAUGAUGAUUGCCGCGAAACCGCUUCUAUGGGUUUUCUUCAAAUCGGCGAAGUCAGGAGCCCAAACCACGUUAUACUGUGCAAUGGAGCCCAGGAUUGCAGGAGACACCGGAAAGUAUUACAGCGACUGUAAGCUCAAAGAACCGGAGCCCCAGGCAAAGGAUGAUGCAAUGGCCGAGUGGUUGUGGAACAUCAGUGAAAAAUUGACUGGACUUAAUCGAUAACUGGGUUGCUACCCCCCAAACUACUGAAAUUGAUCUUCACAAACGCGUCCGCUGUGCGGAGGCUCUGUUCUAGGUCUAGAUUAUUUAAACUUGUAUAAAUUAUUCAAUAAAGCGAUAAACAUUUUGCCAUGAGCAAAUUUAUUUAUAAUCGGGUGA